Larimichthys crocea (large yellow croaker) is the source of this 1184-nucleotide messenger RNA. It is a transcript of the gene timm29, whose product is annotated as translocase of inner mitochondrial membrane 29. The transcript is spliced from 2 exons. Gene Ontology annotation, cellular component: TIM22 mitochondrial import inner membrane insertion complex. Lineage: Eukaryota; Metazoa; Chordata; Actinopteri; Sciaenidae. Gene Ontology annotation, biological process: protein insertion into mitochondrial inner membrane. Bases 124 to 903 code for a protein of 259 amino acids. The record is from RefSeq and is a predicted model, not a curated record.
CGGAGGAUCAAACACGAGUCACCGCCUGGACGCCAUUUUGGCUCCAUGUGUGCUGUCUUCUUGACAGGCAGGAUGUUUUCUUCUGCAUGAAGGUGACCGGACCAGUGAGGAAGAUCUGCUCAAAUGGCUUCGUUACGUGUGGUGAAGAGGCUGUUCUGUGCAGCGGCAGAGGCAGCACCGGCACCGGCACCGGCACCGGUACCGGGCAGCAGAUGGGAGAGGCUGAAAGGCAGCAAAGCGGGUGUGUGGUGUCGCAGCCUGCUCUCGGACUACAAAGAAGCAUGUCGGGAGGUGUUUGUGGGUGCGUGGGAGCGACCGGUCAAAGCGUCUGUGUACAUGACUCUGGUGGGCGGGGCUUGGGCCUGCUUCUACACAAAACCUGACCAAUCGUCCUUCGAAGCCACCCUGCUGGAGCGCUCCGGCCAGCUGGGCCUGCUGUCACCGUGGAUCCGCAAUGGCACCUCCGAUGGCCACGUGCAGAAUCUAGUGAAGCUUCGUAACGAGGGCCGGCUCCACCACGUCAGCCUGGGUUUUCUCUCUCUGGUUUACCGCACAGAAUACGACCCAGACGCCACUCUGUACGAAGCCCAGUGCUCCAACGUGUCGCCCCGCUGGAGGGAGUUCCCUCAGCGGAUACUAGACGUGGGCUUCGUUGGCCGCUGGUGGAUCCUGGACUCAAAGAUGAAGGACUAUGAUGUAAACGAUGAAGAGUUUAAGCAUCUGCCGGCACACAUGCAGGCAACUUCGCCACCCAGUGUUCAGGAGGUGGAAAGGAGUGAGCGGUUGCAUAAAGAGUCUUGGUUAGCUCUGACCAUGGAGGAUGAGGAGAUAGAAACUAAUGUAGUGGAGGGAAAGCAGGAGAGUGUCAGUGAAGAGAGCUCAACAAACGAACUGAAACAGUAACAGACUCAGACCUAAGUCGUGUGGAGCAGACAUUUCACACACGCACAAAAGCAUCGUAGAUAUUCAUACAGCGUUGGAAGUAACAGACUACUUUGAGCUUACAUUUUUCAGUCCAAACUGUUUACCAUCACCACAAACCACCAAGGAAUGAGACACUUGCAGCUUUGUUUCAUCAAAGUAAAAGCAGCCCUUCAAAAGCUUGUUUUUAAUUUAUUCCAGCAAGGUAUUGCAAAUCAUUUAUACCAUGAACCGCAUGUCAAUAAAUCUGUCAGUUCCCUCCA